AUGGGAGAAGAAAAUCUACACGGCUUGCGCUCUCUGAUUCAAUCGCAUCCCAUUGUUGACAAUCAUGCACACAAUCUGCUUUCUGCCGACAACGCAUUGAACUACGAGAAGUAUCCGUUGGAGUCGAUCACCUCUGAAGCCAAGGGGGAAGCGCUACAGCAAGCGCCACAUACACUGUCCCAUCGCCUCGCAGUGAAACAGCUAGCAACGCUCUUUUCUUGCCAGCCCACUUGGGAGGCAAUCAAGGCUGCGCGACAGACGUGGGUUACUGCCGAUUACCAUGGAUUGGUUCAGAGAUGCCUUGACGGGACCUACUCGUUGCUUCUGGACGAUCUUCUCACAGACUCCGACAUUGAAGACUACAGAUGGCAUAAGCAGUUCAUAGGCGCGGCGUCCGGAGCAAAGAGGAUUGUGCGAAUCGAGGCCGUUGCGUCGAAGAUCUUGCUUGAUUUUUGGGGCCCGCAAGGCCAGCACAAGCUGAGAAAAGACCCUCAGACGUUCUUAUCGGAGUUCCACAAACAUAUUGAGCAAUAUCUCAUGGAACCCAAUGUGGUUGCAUUCAAAUCGGUCAUCUGCUAUAGGACUGGAUUGGACAUCAAAGUCAACAGCAGUGAGGCGGCCUUCAAAGAAUCAUUCCAACGGUUGUUGCGGAUAGGUGCUCCGUUUCGUAUAUCAGAUAAGUCAUUCAACGACCUAUUGGUAACAACCACGCUGCAAAUUAUUGAAGAAAUGGUUGCAAAACAUGGCAAGCAGAGAUCCAAGCCUAUACAGUUCCACACCGGGCUAGGCGAUAAUGAUAUCAGUUUAGUGCUUGCAAACCCGGCAUAUAUGCAACCGCUGAUUGCGCACUUUAAGAACGUAGACUUUGUUCUACUCCACUCAUCAUAUCCUUAUACCAGAGAGGCUGGCUAUCUCGCCUCCGUCUAUCCAAACGUCUACCUCGAUCUCGGUGAAGUAUUCUCGAUGGUCAGCAAAGAUGCUGAACACUCUAUCCUACGACAAAGCAUGGAACUCACGCCGACAAGUCGUCUGUUGUGGAGCACAGAUGGGCAUUUUCAUCCUGAAACUUAUUGGCUAUCGAACAGGCAAUUUAGAGAUACGCUUGAGACGGCCAAGGACGUAGCCGCGGAUAUCUUGUUUAACAAUUCGAACAGAUUGUACGAUCUCAAACUGCUCCCUCCGGCAUAUGUGCCGAAGCCACACGAGCCUGAUGAAAAGGAACUAUCAGUCACCAAUAAUUUAGAAAACCUGAAUGACCUGGCUGUCCGUAACCCCAACACGGCCGUCUGGAUGCAGUGGGUAGACUAUACAGCUACAAUACGUGUGCGUAUGUUUCCGAUCCGCGAAUUCAUAAAGAUCGUUCAAGGAAAACGGCGCAUCGGUAUCACUUUGGCGGUUUACCACCUGCUUCAAGACGACCUGCUUGCACCAGGCGGACUCGCCACUGGGCAGUUCUACAUGAGACCGGAUCUUUCCUCGUUUUGCAGAAAUGUCGCCCUCGAAUCUAAUAGUGCCACUGUUAUGACAUUCUGGGAAGAUGAAAGUGGUGAACAACUAGAGGGCUGUCCACGCACAACACUGCAGCGUAUUGUCACUGCGCUGAAACCGAUUGAGGUCACACUCGGAUUCGAAAUCGAAGUAGUCUUCCUUCAACGGGCCUACAUAAAUGCUAAGAACACGUGGGAGCCUAUUACAGAAAACCAUUCUUGGUCAAACAUGACAAGAGACAUUCGACAGAAGGCUCUCCGCUUGCUUGAAGAGAUUAUGACGGCUUUGGCCAGUAUAGACAUCCACAUCGAGCAAUUCCAUGCCGAAUCUGCGCCUGGUCAAUUCGAAUUCGUUCUUCCACCAGACCAGCCUCUCAGCGCCAUUGAUACACUUCUAAAGGCUCGCCAGACAAUCGUAAAUGUUGCCGAAAAGUACGAUCUUCGCGCCACUCUCUAUCCACGCCCAUAUCCGGACGCAGCAGGUACCGCCUCGCACACACAUUUCUCGAUAUCACCGCCUACAGAAGAGCAGUCUUUUCUAGCCGGAGUACUCGAGCAUUUCCCAUCUAUAACGGCUUUUUCUCUCUCGCAAGAAGUUAGCUAUGAGCGGGUUGCCUCAGGUGUCUGGGCAGGCAGCGAAUGGAUUGCCUGGGGCACCCAAAACCGCGAAGUACCGAUCCGCAAAGUUACAUCGGGUCACUGGGAAUUGAAGCAGAUCGACGGUCUCGCGAACAUGUAUCUCGCAAUUGCUGCGCUGCUUGCUGCUGGAUACCUGGGAAUCACUCAUUCGUUGUCUCUCACGCACAAGGACUGUCCUGUUGAUGCGUCAACACUGUCGCAAACGGCCAGGGAGGAGCUAGGUAUUACAAAUCAGAUCCCCAAAAAGUUGGAGGAAAGUCUUGUUGCGCUAGAGAAUGACGACGACAUGAGUGCCAUACUAGGCGCCGGAUUCGUCGAGAAGUACAUCGCCGUAAAGCGAGCGGAGGCGAAAAGGCUGGCUGAGAUGGCAGAGAACGAGAGAAGGACAUGGUUGAUAGAGCGGUACUAA
Molecule: messenger RNA, 2535 nt
Organism: Talaromyces atroroseus
Lineage: Eukaryota; Fungi; Ascomycota; Eurotiomycetes; Eurotiales; Trichocomaceae
Product: Protein fluG
Exons: 2
Coding region: 1-2535 (844 amino acids)
Molecular function (GO): hydrolase activity; glutamine synthetase activity
Source: RefSeq, a predicted model, not a curated record